AUGGUGUGGAUUAAGUUUCUCGCUCUGGGAUCGCUCUUCACUUCGUUGACUUCUGGCCUCCCAACUACCUCCCCCGAAACAGAUAAUGCGGAGACGCGAUACGGUUCUUCGACCGCAGCAGACAGGGCGCAAGCUGUUGUCGAUGCGUUUAGAGUGAGUUGGGAGGGCUACUACACGCACGCGUUUCCCAACGACGAACUCAAGCCUGUGACGAACGGGUCUAGUAAUUCUCGCAAUGGAUGGGGUGCCUCCGCCGUCGACGCAUUAUCUACGGCCAUCCUCAUGCAGGAAGAAGAAACAGUCCACCAGAUCCUCGCCCAUAUCCCCACAAUCGACUGGACCACAACGCCAACCUUAGUCUCACUCUUCGAGACCACAAUCCGUUACCUGGGCGGUAUGCUCUCUGGCUUCGACCUCCUCUCCGGCCCGUUCGCCCACCUAGCAGACAACAAAGAGCACGUCGACGCGUUGCUCAGCCAGAGCAUCAAGCUAGCAGACACGCUGAGCUUCGCCUUCAACACGCCCAGCGGCGUGCCCUGGAACACUCUCACUCUAUCCGCAAACGGCAGCGGGAACGACGGGUCGCCAAACGGCCUCGCUACAACCGGCACCCUGAUCCUCGAAUGGGUCCGCCUCGCUGACCUCAGCGGGAACAGCACCUACGCGUCGCUCGUCGAGGCCGCAGAACAGCACCUCCUGCACCCAGAGCCAGCAUGGGCCGAGCCAUUCCCCGGACUGCUAGGCGGAACCAUCGACCCCCUCACUGGCAUGUUCCUAGACAGCCGCGGCGGCUGGGGCGGCGGGGACGACUCCUUCUACGAGUAUCUGCUCAAGAUGUGGAUCUACGACCCGACGCGGUACGCGGAGCUAAAGGACCGCUGGGUGACAGCCGCAGACAGCACGAUGGCCCAUCUCGCCAGCCACCCCGAGACAAAGCCCGAACUGACCUUCGUCGCGGGCUUCAACGGCACGACAUUACUGCUCGAGAGCGAGCACCUCGCGUGUUUCCACGGCGGCAACUUCAUCCUCGCUGGCCGCGCCCUCAAGGAGGACAAAUACAUUGCUUUCGGCCUAGAGCUCGUCGACGCCUGCCACGCGACAUACGCCGCAACCGCGACACAAAUAGGCCCAGAGGUCUUCUCCUGGGACCCGCACACUGUGCCCGCUGACCAGACCGCCUUCUUCGCGCAGAACGGCUUCUACAUCACUAACCCCGCGUACAACCUGCGUCCCGAGGUCAUCGAGAGCUACUACUACGCGUACCGGGCGACGCACGACACCAAGUACCAGGACUGGGCGUGGGAUGCGUUUGUGGCGAUUAACGCGACGACGCGCGUGGGCAGUGGGUUUUCUAGUGUCAACGAUGUGGAUGUGCGGGGUGGGGGCGGGUAUAUGGAUUUUCAGGAGAGCUAUUGGUUUGCUGAGACGCUGAAGUAUGCGUGGGCUGUGCAGGUGGAAGGUGGGGAGUGGCAUGUUGGCGGGGAGGGAGGGGAUAAGUGGGUGUUUAAUACUGAGGCGCAUCCUGUGAGGGUUUUUGGGGGGAAGUAG
This is a messenger RNA of Dothidotthia symphoricarpi CBS 119687, 1548 nucleotides long. RefSeq names its product glycoside hydrolase family 47 protein. NCBI's taxonomy places the organism in Eukaryota, Fungi, Ascomycota, Dothideomycetes, Pleosporales, Dothidotthiaceae. The coding region runs from base 1 to 1548 and encodes 515 amino acids. Gene Ontology annotation, molecular function: calcium ion binding; mannosyl-oligosaccharide 1,2-alpha-mannosidase activity. The record is from RefSeq and is a predicted model, not a curated record. The transcript has 2 exons. Gene Ontology annotation, biological process: carbohydrate metabolic process; N-glycan processing. Gene Ontology annotation, cellular component: endoplasmic reticulum; Golgi membrane.